CGUGAGUUUGACCACGACCUGUUCAAUUUGGCGCGAUCCGAGACGUCAUGUGUUUGUUAACGACAUUAGAACUGCAUGUAUAAGUGAAUUUUUAAAUCUGCUUUAUCCGUCGUGUGUUAUGUGCAUUUGAGGAACGAGAUAGUAAUGCCAAAUCGUGAUAACGGUGCUGAUAAGCAUUCUAAAGAGAAGCACAGUGGUCGUAGGAUUUCAUUCACAGAGAAUGAGCUGGAACCGGUGCACAAACCACUGCAUCGUCAUAGACGAGUUCACAAGGGAGCGAGACGUUAUUCGAGAAUUAACGGUGAAUUCCAGGAAUUGGCGGAUAAAAACGGGAAUGGCGACACUGUUGCACAGCCCAAGAAGAAUAGCAAACGUUGCACUCACAACAAAAUUGACAGAUUAGUUGAGGAAAAUCGGACGUUAACGAUGAAGUUGGAAAAGUCUGAUGUAAAUCCUGAGACUAUCGCGGAUUUAAAGGAAAAGGACACCUUGAUGUCAAGGAUUCGCAAUAAAUAUCACAAAUUGUUACAAAACCACGAGGAUCUUCAACAAGAAUGCGAGAAACUAAAUGCCCUUUUAACAGAACGUGAAUCGGAAUACUGCCAGUUGCGCACGCAUCACAAGGAAUUCACAGAGGCUCUACAGAAAGUGGAGAAAGCCAAUUCCAAUCUCUUGUCGUUUAACCAAAGAUACAAGACUGAAAAUGUCCAACUAAACGAGGACGUGCUGCUUCUGAAAAACGUGAUUUUUCGAUUGAACGCAGAACUGGAGAGAUAUCAAGAUAAGUUGAGAGAGUCUGGACAAAGUGUCCUUCCCAAACACAUUAAUGAUGCGUUAGAUUCUAAGAGGUCAGCGGAUAACAUUAAAAAGGUAUCGGAGUCGUGGGGUGCUGUGAAUACUCACGUGCUAGGCCCGCUUCUAGAUGCUUAUCGAGAGAGCCUGUCGGAGAAACAGGAGCUCAUAAAUAAAUACGAGGUAGACAUCGCGAAUCUCGGCGCCAGGUGCAAAGAAGUCAUCGUGGAGAACGAGUGCAUGCAGGGCGAAAUCGAAAAAUUCAAAGCGAAGUGUGCCAGGUAUGCGGACGAGAUCAGGAUGAUAUCCGAGGACGCCGACCUGCUCAAGGAACUCAACGAGUGUUACACGAAGCAGACGAAUCACCAGAAACAAAAGAUACACGAGAUACAUUCGUUGUACGAGCAGAAAGUGCAGGCGAUGUCGUUCGACAAUAACAGACUGCACGAGGAACAUAUCGCCUCGAGGACUGAACUGAGUAAUCUGCAGGGGAAGUACGAUGUUCUCGUGAAGGAGUACGAGAAGUUGCAGUGCGACAAUACGAAAACGAUGCCUGUCGAUGUUCACAACGCUGCCGUCGAGGAGUGCAAGGAAUUGCUGGAGAAACUGAAACGUCAAUAUGAAACUGAGAGAGAGAAACUGUUGACUCGCGUCAAGGAAAUGGAAGACUUGCACUGCCAUAAUAAAACGCAACUGGACGUGAUUGCAACAGAGAGAAAUCAAUUGAAAACGUCGAAUAGAAACUUUGAAAAAAGUUUGAAACGCAUGCAGCAAAGAUUGGAGCAUUUCCAAAAGAUCGCGCAUUCCAUGCAAGUGUCUCGUGACUCUUUUAAGAAGCAGUUAAGGAAGACCACUGCGUAUUGCGAGGAGCUGUUCAGCGAAUAUGAGAGAGUGGUCGCCGAGCGGGAUAAGUUGAUCACGCUUUUACACGAAACGGAAAAUGAGAAAGCGAGUAUCCACUUCCUCGGCGACACUAUUACUCAACGAGUGAGCCAUUUAAAAGAACAAUUAAAGAUCGUACACGAAGGUGCCAAGCAACACUUGGCACUGGCGGAGAAAAAUAUAAAGGUGCAGCAGGUCGGAGUGCAUCGAAUGAAGGACGAGUAUCACCGAGAGCUGCAACGUCUCAAGCAUCUCCUGAAGCAGAAGGAGGAGACGAUCGGCCGGUUGCAGAGGGAGAUUUGUGCUGCCCGCGAGAACUUGGAACUCGUUUGGAAAGUCACUGCCACAGACAAUAAGAAAGUUAAGGGAGCAUUGAAGAGUGUGAAGAUUCAACACGUUUAACGGAAAUCGUUCGUGCGACGCAAAAUGAAUCCAAUUGCGUUGUCAAUAUAAAAAAUGUAUCAUUACCGACGCGAAACUCACACACAUUGCCUGAUCAUUACUGAUUAUCUAAGAAUACUUCAACUGACCAGAAACGGAAGCUAGUCGUUAUUGUGCAAUACACGUGCAGCAUAAUUUUAUUAGAUCAAGUCAAUUACAAUUUUUGUAAUUUAUUAUAUGUACAUUAUUAUAUACGACUCCUCAUA
This is a messenger RNA of Ooceraea biroi (clonal raider ant), 2321 nucleotides long. RefSeq names its product Centrosomal protein 89kDa. Gene Ontology annotation, biological process: cilium assembly; chemical synaptic transmission; mitochondrion organization. NCBI's taxonomy places the organism in Eukaryota, Metazoa, Arthropoda, Insecta, Hymenoptera, Formicidae. Gene Ontology annotation, cellular component: centriole; ciliary transition fiber. The record is from RefSeq and is a predicted model, not a curated record.